GGGCGUGACGUACAUCCGGCGAGUAGCUGGCGGUCCCGGGUGUUGCUGGUUUGUGUUCUCUAAAGGAGGGUCCAAGCCGCCAGCCGCCGCCGGAGGAACCCCUCAGGCCGUGAUAAGCGUUAAUAAUGUCUUUCAUCUUUGAGUGGAUCUACAAUGGCUUCAGCAGUGUGCUCCAGUUCCUAGGACUGUACAAGAAAUCUGGAAAACUUGUAUUCUUGGGUUUGGAUAACGCAGGCAAAACCACUCUUCUUCACAUGCUCAAAGAUGACAGAUUGGGCCAGCAUGUUCCAACACUACAUCCGACAUCAGAAGAGCUGACAAUUGCUGGAAUGACUUUUACAACUUUCGAUCUUGGUGGGCACGAACAAGCACGUCGGGUUUGGAAAAAUUAUCUCCCAGCAAUUAAUGGGAUUGUCUUUCUGGUGGACUGUGCAGAUCAUUCUCGCCUCAUGGAAUCCAAAGUUGAGCUUAAUGCUUUAAUGACUGAUGAAACAAUAUCCAAUGUGCCAAUCCUUAUCUUGGGUAACAAAAUUGACAGGACAGAUGCAAUCAGUGAAGAAAAACUUCGUGAGAUAUUUGGGCUUUAUGGACAGACCACAGGAAAGGGGAAUGUGACCCUGAAGGAGCUGAAUGCCCGCCCCAUGGAAGUAUUCAUGUGCAGUGUGCUCAAGAGGCAAGGCUACGGCGAGGGUUUCCGCUGGCUCUCCCAGUAUAUUGACUGAUGUUUGGACAGUGAAAAUAAAAGAGUUUUACUUCUCUGGACUGAUCCUAUUCACAGCUUCCUCAUGAACUUUUCUGAUAGAACAAGGAAAGCUCUCCAGCCAUGUCUGGUGUUGAGAAGCCACGAGUCUCUGUCAACUCUCAUUGCCCAGUGGUGACAUGUGCUCUUCUGAAGCCACACUGUUGGGAGGUAAUGCUGCCCCAUGUGCUGGUGCAGGUCAGUAUCCCGGGACUUGGAAGCUGGCAGGAUUUGCCGGGUAAAGCUGUGUGCCAUCAUGGGGCACCUGAAAAGAAAAACACGUCUCACCACUGCGGUUGAUUUCAAAAGAAAGUGAUUCUAUUUUUUAAAGAAAGUGUUGUUAAUGUAAUUGGUAUCCCUCCUAACUUUUUGAGUUCACAAUUUACUUGGUCCAGAGUUUUCUAUUUUUUUUUUAACUAAUGAAUGACAUUUAGAUACUUGAUAAAAUUAUGAACAGUUAAACUUGGGAGGCCAGAGCACAGUUGGGUGAACUUACUCCUGCUGAGUAAGCAGGUUAGUAAGAGAUACUCCCCUGAGCUCACCUGCUUCUGUAACUGCCUUGAGUAGGUGGCAUCACCUUGUGCACAGACAACUAAAAAAGGGGCAGAGCCCUGGCCUUGCUGUUGUGGCAGGUUUCCACUGUGGUAAGCUAGGGUCACUCCUCAUCAUGGAAAUGUGUAGCAGAUUGCUUGCUGCGGAGAAGUCUCUCACAGAGUGGGUUACUGUUAUUUUUACUUAUAAAGUUAGAAAUUUCAGCCAGUUUUUGCUUUUCUACUAUUGUGAAAUUUCUUUCUGCAGUACCUUCCUUUUUCAUUUUCAGUUAUAAAAAGUGACUUUCACCCCAUAAAAGAGUUCAGAACAUCUCCCAUGUUGUCACAUACUGCCGGUGUGUCUCAUUUACUUUUGAACAGAUUCUAGGGGAAAUUUUUUCUGAUAGGGUACAGGACAGUUAACAGUUUAAGGGCUCCUAAUUCUAAGAACUGAAGACUUAAAAAUCUGGUAUUGCACCACUUGUUUUGGAUCUAGGAAAGAUGAGCCAGUGGGCUCUAAAAUUCCUAUUUGCAGAGUUUGCCCUCAUUGGGCUGUUCAUGAGUUCUGUUGUUUGCUUACAUCUUUUCUCCUUGUCAGUUAUCUAUUUCAGUGAUGUUUAAAGUAAAGAUUAACAUCUGUAGUUUUUUUAGCUUUUUUUGGUAUGAGUUAACCUUUUCCAGUCCAGAAAUAAGCUGGAGGAAAUGCUAGCCCAAAAACUUUUGAGUAGAGUUGUUCCUUUGGAGGUGGCUUCGACUUACUGUCAGUAAACAGUCAGUGUAAAAGCACCAGCACCCCCACUAGGGUGAUGAGGAUUAUUUAUAUAGCAUUCCAUUUUCCUAGUGCCAUGUGUGAAAUUGGAUUUCCAUGAUUUUAACCUGUUCUGUACCCAUCCUUGCAGUAAAAGAUUAAAGAUUAAAGGAUAGGAGAUGAGAACGUAUCAUUCUUCACUUGGGUUUCUCAUUCUUAGUCUUCAGUUUCACCUGUUGGGAAAGCAGACCUUUUCACUGCCAGGUAUUGAAUGCAGAGGCUUAAUGAAGUUUAUCUGGGAAGUGCAUGUGUUUCAUUUAUUAGCAAGCAUAGCUGGUUUGAGACACAAUUGUUGGUUUGGAAAGGGGUUAAAGCCUUAAGUGAACAAAUCUAGCUAACAGUGAAUGAACUAGGUAGUUAACUUUAGUGCUUUUUAUUUCCUUUGGUUAAAGGUUACCCAUACUUCUCUAUUCAGAGAUAUGAGAAGUAUGAUUGCUUCAGUGUUAGAUUUCUUUCUUAUUUUUGUUUUGUCCUAUUUGUCUGUAGUCACUUAGUUGCAAGCUAGAAAACUGUGGGUUCUAUAUAGGACUACUCUUUGUGAAAGUGGUUUAUUCCACUGGAGAAAGAGGGGAUUGAAAAGUCAAUUAGAACCAGUCUGUAUUUUGCCCCACAACACCAUUCCCAUAAUGAGAUUGCUGAACGAGGCUGCUGUGAGGAGUUCACCUCCAAGCACAGAGGAUCAGAGCCUUGUGCAGGAACUCCCAGAAAUUGAGACUUCUCAUUCUGGUUUAUCAGAGUGCAUAUAUGGCCUAUUUUAGGAAAAGUCAAACAUUCAUUUACAAAAGAAAGUCAAUCUGUAUCCUAAGCAUUUUAAUAAAAAGUUAAAACAAAA
Molecule: messenger RNA, 2909 nt
Organism: Carlito syrichta (Philippine tarsier)
Lineage: Eukaryota; Metazoa; Chordata; Mammalia; Primates; Tarsiidae
Gene: SAR1A
Product: secretion associated Ras related GTPase 1A
Exons: 7
Coding region: 126-722 (198 amino acids)
Biological process (GO): membrane organization; endoplasmic reticulum to Golgi vesicle-mediated transport; intracellular protein transport
Cellular component (GO): endoplasmic reticulum exit site; COPII vesicle coat
Molecular function (GO): GTP binding; GTPase activity
Source: RefSeq, a predicted model, not a curated record